UGUUCAAAAACCAAUAUGGCCGCCGAAACAGCAGCAAAUCUGUUUGCUCGUCUUGUACGCAAGGGAUUGUUGGAUGGGCUGGAUAAGAAACUGUUCCGAAGUAUGCCUCGCCCCAUCCAGGUGAAGGACGUCAUUGAACUGUAUGGGGAUUCAGGCUCUGGAAAAACACAAAUAUUGCUACACUUGAUCGCCAACUGCAUUUUACCAAAAUCAUGGAACGGCAUAGAGCUUGGAGGGCGAGAUGUUGGCGUAAUAUUUGUAGAUACGGAUUUUCAUUUCUUUAUACUUCGUCUCGUUGAAAUAUUAAAAGAACGCAUCAAGUCCUGUAUUUCGGAUAGAACUUUGCCAAUGGCAAGCGUUGCCGACAUGCAAGCGCUGAUUGAAUCAUGCCUUUCCCGUCUGAUUGUCGCAAAAUGCAGCUCCACUGAGGAGCUGCUGGAGACUGUGAGGAAUUUGGAAAAAAUCCUCAGGGAGAGAACCGAUAUUUGCGUGAUGAUGAUUGACAGUAUCAGCGCCUUCUAUUGGCUGGACAAAAGUGCCGGUGGUCACAAUUAUUACGACCAAGAAAAACAUCAAAGGAGGCUUAUAGGGCUGCUAAGACGUUAUGUCGAUAACUACUUCAUUGUCAUCAUCGCAACAGUACCAACUGUCUACCGCAAAGAUCUUAGAUUUGUACAACGAAUGGAAGACUAUAUAUACAUGUGUCGAAUGUGGAAAUCGUUUGUGAAAAUUGCAUACGUAGUCUCACGUACGACAGAUAAGAAUUCGACCUUUCUUUUAAAACAGAUCAGGCCGUGGGUUGGAAACGCUACUGUUAACUUUGUUAUUGACGGAAGUGGUGUGCACUGUUGAUGCUUCAGAGUUCAUGCACUGAUUCGACACUACAACUGUCGCGUGUGAAAAUGUUCGCAGCAUUCAUGGUUGAAAAAAACAAUAAACAAAUUUGAAAUCGUUAUCAACUUCACCAAACAGCUUAAGAGCGAGUUUUUGUAGGUUUUUAUUUCGUUAGUGGUUAUGAUAUUCGUUAAGUAAACAAAACAAUUCUGAAGAGUGAAGUUUUAAAAACCGAGGGUGCAUGCAUGAGAAGGGUGUAUCCUUUUCAACAUUGGCAAAUGACUUGUCCAUAAGGUUCAGUCUCAACAGACAACAGUUAAAGCAACCUCGUACCGAGGGUCUUUUACCCUCCGCUCCACGGCCACGAAACUACCCUGGGUACGAGGUUGCAAUUAAUCUAGUUUGCUUUUGGCAACAUUUUGGUAAGUCACUUGUAAGUUGUAACUGCCUAAUUUUUUCUAAUUUAGAUUACAAGAACAAAGCAGUAUACAUUCAUAUUAUAGAUAUUAUAUUGUACAAACAUACGUAUACAUAUACAUCUAUAUUGGACGUGCAA
Dendronephthya gigantea is the source of this 1390-nucleotide messenger RNA. Its product is annotated as DNA repair protein XRCC2-like. Gene Ontology annotation, molecular function: four-way junction DNA binding; ATP binding; ATP-dependent DNA damage sensor activity. The transcript has 2 exons. The coding region runs from base 16 to 852 and encodes 278 amino acids. Gene Ontology annotation, cellular component: replication fork; centrosome; Rad51B-Rad51C-Rad51D-XRCC2 complex. NCBI's taxonomy places the organism in Eukaryota, Metazoa, Cnidaria, Anthozoa, Malacalcyonacea, Nephtheidae. Gene Ontology annotation, biological process: DNA strand invasion; double-strand break repair via homologous recombination. The record is from RefSeq and is a predicted model, not a curated record.